Rhododendron vialii is the source of this 2018-nucleotide messenger RNA. Its product is annotated as WUSCHEL-related homeobox 9-like. Gene Ontology annotation, biological process: regulation of developmental process. NCBI's taxonomy places the organism in Eukaryota, Viridiplantae, Streptophyta, Magnoliopsida, Ericales, Ericaceae. The transcript has 4 exons. Gene Ontology annotation, molecular function: DNA-binding transcription factor activity; DNA binding. The record is from RefSeq and is a predicted model, not a curated record. Bases 588 to 1826 code for a protein of 412 amino acids.
UCUCUCUCUCUCUCUCUCUCUCUCUCUACUGUAAUAUGAGAUCGAACCAGCAAGUACUCCUUUCCUUUGAAUGCUCUGUUAGCUUCUCUUCCGGGGGAAUUGGCUUGUACUUUUGAGUAGUGUGCAAGUAUAUCAAUUUUAAUGCAAGAGAACUGUGAGGAGUAUGGGAGAAGUGUACUAGCUUCCAUCUUCCCUCUAGCAUUCAAUUCGGUUUCUAUUCUUGUUUAUGGCUUCACAGGCGAUUCCUGUGGGUUUUGUCUAUUUUAUUUCCGGGGCUAGCUACCUCUUUUUAAAUUGUGCUUCUUUUUUUCCUGCUAUUUUUCUUUCUUUUAGGAGAUGGGUUUUUAUUCUUAGUUAGUAUUUAUUAAAGUGAAAAAAUGAACUGAACCACAGGGGUAGGUGAGCAGGCUAUAAGAGGAGAUGGUAUGUUGGGCUAGUGGUUUCCUCCAUUGAGACUUGAGAGAUAGAGCAACAAAAGGGAUUUUUGUUUCUUUGGUGUUCUCUCUCUCUCUCUCUCUCUCUCUCUCUCUCUCUCUCUCUCUCUCUCUCUCUCUCUCUCUCUCAUAAAAUCAAUCAUCAACGCUAUCAUGGCUUCAUCAAACAAGCACUGGCCUAGCAUGUUUAAGUCCAAACCCUGUAACACCACCACCGCCCACCACCACCAGUGGCAGCAUGACGUCAUCAACCCUUCUUCUUCUCUCUUGUCAUCUGGCUUUCCCCACAGAACCCCUUACGCAGCAGUGCCCGGGUGCGAAGAAAGAACUCCAGAGCCAAAACCGCGGUGGAACCCUAAACCGGAACAAAUCCGGAUCCUGGAAUCCAUAUUCAACUCCGGAAUGGUGAACCCUCCGAGAGACGAGAUAAGGAAAAUCAGAGCCCAACUCCAAGAGUUCGGCCAAGUAGGCGACGCCAACGUCUUCUACUGGUUCCAGAACAGGAAAUCCAGAAGCAAGCACAAGCAGCAACAACGCCAUUUCCAAACCACCACCGGAACCUCCAACAAACAACCACAACAACAACAAAACUCCCCCACCACCACCACCAACUCCGUAACAACCACCACCGCCCCGUCCUCCUCCUCGUCUUCAUCGGACAAAUCUUCCCCGACCAAGUCGGUUAACCAGACCUACUUCCAGAUCAACACCCCGCCCGAGUUCUUGCCGGCCCCGCAACCCUUCUGUUUCCAAACCACGAACAACACUGGUGGUUCCAUUUUCAUGAGUCAAGGAGGGUUUGGAUUCUCCGCGGAGAUGCCUGGUAGUCUUGGAGGACAGGGUGGCGGCGGCAGCGAUGAGAACCAGACGGACGGGAGUUGUUCUGGGAUGUUGCUGAGCGAGUUGAUGAUGAUGAAGAAGGUGGUGGAGGAGGAGAAGUUGAUGAGUUACAACAGUACUGGUACUGCUAAUACAACUACAACUCCUCCUCCUAAUCCCAUUAGUACUUGUGCUACUGGAGCUGUAAAUCAACCAGUUUUUCAUCCUUCCACUACUACUACAGCAGCUGCUGCUGCUGCUGUCAGUGUUCCAUCUAUCAUCAGUCAAAUUCUGGGUGUAGGCGUUGCCGAACAGGCCGCGGAGGUGGGCCCGGCCACUAAAUCGACGGUGUUCAUAAACGACGUGGCGUUUGAGGUGGCCGUGGGGCCCUUCAACGUGCGCGAGGCGUUCGGAGAUGAUGCGGUGCUCGUCCACUCCAGCGGUCACCCUGUGCUCACCAAUGAGUGGGGCGUCACCGUCCAGUCGCUCCACCACGGGGGUUUCUACUACCUGGUGCGCACGUUAACUCCCAUCAGCUCUACUGCUUCAGAAAACACCACUCAUAUGAUAUAGGAAAAGUGUGGAAGUUGAAGAGAUAGGCUAGCUGUGUUUUCCAUCCGGGUUGCUUUGGUUUCAUCUCUCUCUCUCUCUCUCUCUCUCUCUCUCUCUCUCUCUCUCUCUCUCUCUCUCAAUGCAUGUGUUAAUCGAAGAAUCCUCGAAAAUGUUUAGAUUUAUGGACGAGUUAAUGUAUUCCUUUUCAUGUGU